Nerophis lumbriciformis (worm pipefish) is the source of this 3911-nucleotide messenger RNA. RefSeq names its product coiled-coil serine-rich protein 1 (gene ccser1). Lineage: Eukaryota; Metazoa; Chordata; Actinopteri; Syngnathiformes; Syngnathidae. The record is from RefSeq and is a predicted model, not a curated record.
AGACAACUUGAGUCGAUUCAAGACCUUAGUAAGACGACAUGAGCUGACCUUAGAUGCUUCCUCAUUGUCGUCUUAGCGCUCGUGUCAUGCGCAGGCUCUCACUUUGGUUCGUAUGAAAGAGGCUUGAUCAAAUGUGCGCUGAAGGAGGCGCCGCACUUGACAAGCUACCUCAGUGCAGGGAGUUAAAGUAAGCUUAUUACGGCGAGAUCAAAAACAAAACACUCCAGUUGCUCCUAAAGAAGAUACGUGUACGUUGCACUUAAAUCACGGAGGGACGACGUCGAGAAUGCUAAUAAUGAAACUACUGCCCCACCGCGUCAGCUUAUCGAUGGGGGAAUCAGGCUCGCGUCGCUCCACGCUUGUUUCCCGCCUACCAAUCUUCCGUCGGAGCAACAGCAAGCGGCAGGAGUCUUUGCCCUCGUCGCCGUCGUCGGGCGGCAACUGUGUUCACACGUCUUCGCCCUCCAGCACCAACUCCAGCUCCGGGAGCACCGGCAAACGUCGGAGCCUCUUUCGCGCGCCCUCACUCAGCUUCUCGGCCAAACGAAACAGCCACCCGCGUGUGCAGCCAGUCAAUUUAAACCUCACGCCGCCGCUGGCGCAGACCACCGACGCCAACGGGAACAACCAGGCGACAUCGGCGGCGGGUUCAAACGACGGGAGCGCGCAGCCCAAGUCGCGCCACUCCUUCGGCUUUGGAAGCAGCAAGCAUAAGAAAAUCACACGUUCUCAGACUGAAGAUUUUGACAAAGCGCCAUCCUCCUCUUCUUCUACGACCAAUCGAAAUGUGUUCAUCAACUGCCUCAGCGGAUCCGGUGCCAACGAGGGCGACGAUUCGGGGUUUAUCGAAGACUACAGCGGCGGGAGCAGGCGCUCCUCACGUCACAAGAAGCAGCUGCUGCCCAAAUCUCUCUCGUCUCACCACCGCUUCUCUCGGACCAACUCCGAUCACCACAAGCUGCCGGAGGACAACCUGGAAUGCCCCAGCCCCAACACCACCACAACCGUAAAGGCAGGGGGCCUCACCCCGGGGUCGUGGCCGGGUGACGUCGCCCUGGAGAGCUCCCUCCAGUCGCCCAUGGUAUCAGAAGACCGGACCACGGCCAUCACCCCUUCCGAGUUCGUCCCCAUCACAGAGGACUCUGACUCUGAGGUUGAAGCCCUGCCAGCUCCGAGCCCUCGACCCACCUUCGUGUCUGGACCGGCCACUGCUCCAUCCGAGAGUCCACCUGCCCCACAGACCUUCAGCGGGACUGUCUCUUCCUCACAGGUUUUCUUCACACCAGCCGAAUCCAGCGUUGAAAAACCCUUACUCCCCGACACGAGCACAGCCAACAACACCGACUACGAGACGGCCAUCUCCCUCUCGGAACCGGAGACCGCCGUGCCCUGCGUGCCGCCGCAGGAACAAUUGCCGGACGAGAGGAAGGAGAGAGCGGAAGAACGAGAGCAAGCCCGGAAUGAGACCUCGGCAGCAGCGGCGACAGGAAAGAAGCCGACGGGGGACAAUAAGGCAGGAUGUCGUGUCGAGACCACCAGCGAGAGUGAAGCAGGAGCGUUGUCGCGGAGCGAGGCUUGCCACUCCUACCUGGAGCAGGCGGAGAGGAGGACGAGAAACACGCUGUUGGUUCAGGAGAGAGGAAGUUUUUGUGGCUGCCAUGAACCCAGGUCGUGUCACCUGAGGAAGCCGCACACAGCCUCCCUGUGUAGCGGUGUUAGCCCCUACCACGAGGUGAUGCGCUUGGAGAGACGACUGCGCUCCUCCUCCGAAGGGGCCGGCGGCCCUCGGGUCCACGGGAACCACAGGGACGGCCCGGGCGUGGAGGGGUGCGGCUUGCUGAAACACAGGAACAACUCGUCGUCGUCCAAACUAGGAAGUCUGGAGGUCCUAAACAAUUUGGGCUCCUCUGAACUGGAUGAAGAUGAUCUCAUGUUGGAUCUGGACCUGUCUGACGAUCAGCGCCAUCGUCACGUUUCUAGAGAAGACUCCAGUCAGUCCUUGGCUUCCUGUCUCAACCUGCUCCCAUCACCUAUCGACCCGUCAGGAGAUCGCAUCCUCGGAAAAGACUACUGUCACAGGGAGCCCCGACGUCCGACCAGCUUGCAGCCCGCCGACAGCAGUAGCUCGGCUGUGCUCUCGGGGAAGGAUGAUGAGCACCUACCUUCAGGGGUGGAGACCCUGCCGCUGCGACUGAUGCAGCAGGACUGCACUGCCGUCAAAACCCUUCUUUUAAGACUGAGGCACACCCUGCAGGAGAGUACAGAAACAAGUCCUGCCAGCAGUCUUCAGUCUCUACCCAUAAGCCCUUGCAGUGAGAAAUCCCUCCCAUUUAAGGAUUGGAGCAGAGAAGAGGCGUUGCUGCAGCAGCUGAAGGACAAAGACGAGCUGAUUCUCAGACUUCAAAGUGAACUGGAGAGUGCCAAAGCUGCCCUGAAGAUGAAAGACGGCCAUGCGAGCGACCGCGCUACACAGACGGAACACAUGGGACCGGAGACCAACAACCAUGCAGGCCGGUGGUCCGGACCAGGCAGCAGCAGCAGCAGCAGCAGCCUGGCACAAAAGGAGCGAAGGGUGGCACGGGCCGGGGCGCCGCCGCUGCCCCCCCAGCCACCCGCAGGGGACCUCACUAGCGCGCACCCUCCUCGCUACGCGCACAGUGAGCCUCCCGCCUCUGUCAGGGACGAGACGCCCCCGGCCCUUCCACGGGUAAAUCCGUGGCCCGCAGUUCCAUCCUUCACCUCCAGGGUGUCCUCCUCGUCCGAGUCCCUCACCCCGGGAGGCGGCGCGGGGGCGCGCAGGGGCGAGCAUCACCCGCCCAGCCACAUCCCCCGUGCGUUCGGCAGCCGGUCCUCCUCCUCCUCCUCCUCCGCCUCCUCCUCGUCAUCCUCUUCCCCGUUCACGGGGCGUUUAGGGCAGCCGCCCCGAGGCCCGCUGUCCCUGCACAGCUACUUCCGCAAAAACGUCUUCCUCCAGCACUCCCUGCACACCGCCGAGCUGCAGGCGCUCACCCAGAGAGACACUUGAGGCCCGGCCCCCGUCGUCACAACACUCACCAGCCGCCACGCUGCUCUUUUUCGGCGCCCUCGUAUCUUUUGACAUUUCCCUCGCAUGCAAACGGCGAGCGUAUGAAGAGCGCACUCAUCCGCCACACCGCCAUUUUAGACCGUCCUCACGCCCACAGGAGUGCACACAACAAAUACUCUCAUUGCCGGGUGUUUUGAAUUGAUUUGUUUCUCUGACCGUUUGCUGCUGGGAGCCACUGACUGCUGAUUUGUGCUUUGCAGGAAGAUUGUCACGUUGCCAAAACUCCUCAUUCAUCCCUGCUCACCCUCCCUCCAUCGAGACCGCCCUCCAUCCUGUAUGCUUAAAAAACACUUUUAAGGACACAGGUGAGCGCUGAAUAUCUGGGCCAUUCCACCGAAUACUUUUUAAUCAUUCUCCAAAUAAAAAAUAAAUACACACUGCAAAAAGUCAGUGUUUAAAAACAAGAAACAAAAAUAGAAAAAUGAGGGGUAUUUUAUUUGAACUAAGCAAAAUUAUCUGCCAAUAGAACAAGAAAAUUUGGUAAGUAAAAUCAGCUAACCUCAAUGAACCCAAAAAUACCUUAAAAUAAGUAUAUUCUCACUAAUAACAACUGGUACUACUAUAUGAGUACGCAUUUUCUAUUGUUUCAUUGAAAAUAAGUUAUCUGUUUUAAUAUGAGACAAGUCAUGAUUUUUUUUUUCAUACUUGAAAUAAGAAAUUAUUACUUUAAAAAAGCAGUUUUAUACUUGUGAGUGUUGAUGACACAGCUUUGCAACAGUUGAUAUUCUAGUUUCAAGCAUGUUUUACUCAAUAUAGGUCAUCAAAUCUCAGCAACAAGCUGUAAUAUCUUACUGAGAUCAUUUAGGACCAAAACCCUUAAAACAAG